AAGAAGAAGAAAGCGCUUCGCUCUGCUGUCGACUCAUCGAGUCUUGAUAGCCGAACGUUCUCGACUUUUCCGGACUCGUCAGGUGCGUUGGUUUGUCGGUCGGUGUGCCUUGUUGGACAACGCGCUUUGACCAAACGUGCCGUUUAAAACACGCCUUAAUCGGAGGCUCAGGGUCGGAGCGACAGCGGCGCGUCAUGGCCGGUGAAGCUGUGGUCACCGUCCGUCUGGUCAGGUCCUUCCAGCACCGGAACUUCAAGCCUGUUGUGUUUCACGGCGUCAAUUUGGACCAGACGGUGCAGGACUUCAUACGGUUCGUCAGAGACGAUGUCGCAGAAAGGCCUGGACUUCCUCCUCCUUUCAGGAAACAUGCUUAUGACACGAUGAAGAUCAUCCACCAAGCGCAUGGAGCAAAGACUAACGAGUUGGUGAUGAGUUUAGAUGACGAUGAAAAGCUGAUUCUGCAAAACGGCCAAACGCUCAGAGCCGCCGGCGUCGCAAACGAAACAGAAGUGGCCUUCUUCAGGAAAGAAGACUACGGCCUCUACAAAGCAAAUCCCAAAACUGCUUGGUGACCGCAGCGUUUUACUUUACAGCAGAGGACAGAAGUCAGGAGGAAGGCAGGACAGUUUUAAUUUGUGUUUUUAAAAGUGAAGCCUUUUUUAUUUCUGUUUAUUAUUUUCUCUGCUGAUAGUUGUGAUCGUUUACCUUAACUCUGUUAUUUCAAAAUAUUCUGAAUAAAGAUUUUUGACCGCUGAA
Scatophagus argus is the source of this 756-nucleotide messenger RNA. It is a transcript of the gene c11h2orf76, whose product is annotated as chromosome 11 C2orf76 homolog. The transcript has 5 exons. The record is from RefSeq and is a predicted model, not a curated record. Bases 195 to 572 code for a protein of 125 amino acids. Lineage: Eukaryota; Metazoa; Chordata; Actinopteri; Scatophagidae.